AUGGCUGACCCCACCACCAACCAAUCCAUCCUGACUUCCAAAUCCGACACCACCACCACCACCACCACCACAACACAACGUCCCACGCCUUUGUGGAAGAAGCGUAAGGUCUUGUUGAAGGAGCUAUCGCUGAACGAGAUCCCACGGCAUGUAGCGUGGGAAAGGCGGCGACGCCUGAAGCGAAUGCAAGAGAAGAAGGAGGACACUGAGGGAACCAAUGACGAGUUGUCGGAAGAUCUCAACGAGCUCAAAGGCUGCCUUCAGCUUGGUUUUGGGUUCAAUGACGACGAGGGUGGCCAGAGUUUGACCAACACUCUACCUGCCCUUGAUAUUUAUUUUGCGGUGAACCGACUCGGGAGCCCGAUGGUGAGCCCCAGUUCUACCGCCUCACCAAUGCCAAAAUUUGAAAGGGUCGGUUCAAUGUCGUCAAAAUCAGGUGGAUCAUCAUCGUUCAGCAGUGAGGACUCGUGGAAGAUUUGUACCCCAGGAGAGACUCCGCAGCAGGUGAAGGCAAAGUUAAGGCAUUGGGCUCAAGCGGUUGCUUGUUCCAUGAUAUCUUCUUAA
Cynara cardunculus var. scolymus (artichoke) is the source of this 564-nucleotide messenger RNA. RefSeq lists its product as uncharacterized. The transcript is spliced from 2 exons. Bases 1 to 564 code for a protein of 187 amino acids. The record is from RefSeq and is a predicted model, not a curated record. NCBI's taxonomy places the organism in Eukaryota, Viridiplantae, Streptophyta, Magnoliopsida, Asterales, Asteraceae.